This is a messenger RNA of Symbiodinium natans, 1380 nucleotides long. Lineage: Eukaryota; Dinophyceae; Suessiales; Symbiodiniaceae. The record is from the annotation of a GenBank genome assembly.
AUGAACACCCCUAGGAUCUUCUCGAGCCGCAAUUCGGAAGCUUUCGCUCUUGUCCGCAGUGAUGGAUCGGUCGUGACCUGGGGCGAGAGUGCUCGUGGGGGUGAUUGCAGCGGAGUCCAAGAGCAGCUGUACAACGUGGAGGAGAUCCAAUCCAACAAGGGCGCCUUUGCCGCCCUUCGAGGGGACGGCUGUGUCGUGACCUGGGGAAGUUCCUCAUUCGGCGGUGACAGCCAAGCGGUCCAGGACCAGCUGCAGAACGUGCGGCAGAUCUGCGCGGCGUACAGCGCUUUCGCGGCCUUGCGGGAGGAUGGAAGCGUGAUCACUUGGGGGCGAGGCGGCGACUGCGCCUGUGUCCGCGCUCGGCUAAAGGACGUGGUGCGGAUCGAAGUCAGCGAAUCCUGGUUUGCAGCCCUCCUGUCGGAUGGCUCUGUGGUUUCCUGGGGACCCUCGGGAAAGGCGCCCAUGCCGGCUGAGGUGCGCGGGGUGGCAAAGAUUCGAGCCACCCAGAUGGCUUUUGCCGGCAUACGUGCAGAUGGCUCGGUGGUCACCUGGGGCGACCGCCGCUUCGGAGGGGACUCUUCUGCGAUCCAGGAUGAGCUGCGGGACGUGCAGGAGGUUUGUGGCACUUCCGGGACUUUUGCGGCCUUGCGUGCGGACGGCCGGGUGGUGACAUGGGGUCAGCCGAAAGGCGACGGCAGCCAUGUUCAGGAUCAGCUACAGGACGUCCAGGCGCUGCAGGCAACUACCGGAGCUUUCGCGGCUUUGCUUGGAGAUGGCACCGUUGUGACCUGGGGUGACAAAAGUAUGGGUGGGGACAGCAGCAGCGUUCGCGAAGGAAAGGUCAUGAAGGGCACGGCGAUGAAGGCCAAGGCCAAGGCCACAAGCAAGGCCGGGGAACCGGCGCCUUCGGCGCCGAAGGAUCCCGAAAAGGAGGCCCUGUGGAUGUGCCAGCAGCUCUCGGAUGGAACGAUGAGCCCUGAAAGUCUCACGCGCGGCUACGUACUUCUCAGGCAUGAGGCCAAGAAGUGGGUGAACUUGCCCAAAGUUAAGGAGCUGGUGAGUCGUUUGAAGCAGCCGGCGGAUAAUUGGCAUCAUUUCAUGUUCGCACACGUGUGCUCCUUCAUGAUCGACGGCAUCCUUGAAGAUGGUAAGGCGUACAAGGUCCUCUUUUCAGAUGAGAAGGACACGCACUUCUUCUCUUGUGGCGUGGAGGACGGCCAUUUCAUUCGAGAUGGGGCAAAUCUCUUUCGCGAGUUCCUGGAAGAUUACGAAGUGCGUGAUUUCGAGGCUGCUAUCAAGGGUAAAUCUUCUGACAUGAAGUUGCUAGAAAACUUGUUGGUUAAGUUCGCACACCUGCCACAGGAAACUUUAGCGAGUUGA